Molecule: messenger RNA, 825 nt
Organism: Lineus longissimus
Lineage: Eukaryota; Metazoa; Nemertea; Pilidiophora; Heteronemertea; Lineidae
Exons: 4
Coding region: 45-815 (256 amino acids)
Source: RefSeq, a predicted model, not a curated record
UAUCGCGUUAUUAUCAAGUUUUUGUUCAUGAGUCUUGUGCAGUUAUGAGUGGAGAUGAUGUUGAUGCGGGCGAUAUCGCUCGGAUGCUAAAUAAUGCCCACCAAAUGGGUUUUGGAGGCACUGAUAUUGCGGACGUUCUGCAGGAUUAUUUCACUGAUCCAGCACCAGACUCUGACGACACCCCUGAUGAAAGUGAUGAUGAUGUAGCACCUGCAGAGGCCUUCGAACCAGACGAUGAUCUCAGUGCUGAAAGUGAGCCAGAGCAAGAGACAGAAGCUGAAGCUCCAGACAUUUCAGUUGGAGCAGUGGAUGAAGUCGCAAUAAAAGUGAAGGCGGCAGCAACUCUGGCCGAAAACGAGCUUGACUUUGUUGCAGUCCCAGACAGGAAGAACCACUGUCGCUGUCAGCUCUUCAGUGGUGAUCGUUGCAUCAACCAGUUCACAGAAAAUGAACAAAAUGAAAUCAGAAUGAAAAUGAGAGAGCUAUCGCCAUUUGAAAAAGACUUGAUUCUCCUUGGUAUGAUCUGCAUGAGCCUUAAUGAUUCAGCCACUACUGAGAAGUCAAAGAAGAAAGCUGGUUCCCAAACAGUACGCACCAACACACGGAUUCGCUCGUUCUUUGUCGGCCACAAGCGCAUCUGCCGUGAUACAUUCUUCUUCCUCAUGGAAACUUGUAAGAAUGUCCUCACCCGAUUGAAGAAGCACUAUGAACAGAAAGGUCUUAUGCCAACUGAGAAACAUGCAGGUGGGAGAAGUAAUAUCAAGCAUGCCCUUAAAAGCUUGAAGACAUCGAAGCAGUGGUUGGGUUUCUACUAAACUUUGCGGA